AGUUCCGGUCCAAUUCACUGAAUAGAAUAUAAAGAAACAAAAUAAAAAAGAAAAAGAAAAGAAAUAAAUGAAUAAUUAAUUAAUAAAUACCUAACGCCGAAAUCCCGUUUAGCUUUGUAUUGGAAGCUCGUCCGCUUAAAUUCAUAUUCAACUUCAACCUUCUUCACCUCUUCGUUGUUGUUUCGGUGAUUAAAAGUAACCUAUUUCUCAGUGGUGAAUGGAUACCGGAGGCAAUUCUUUAGCAUCUGGAGCCGAUGGGGUCAAGCGGAAAGUAAGCUAUUUCUAUGACCCAGAGGUCGGGAAUUAUUACUAUGGGCAAGGUCACCCGAUGAAGCCGCACAGGAUUCGCAUGACGCACUUCCUUCUUGCACAUUAUGGAUUGUUGCAGCAUAUGCACGUUCUCAAGCCGAAUCCCGCUAGGGACAAAGAUCUCUGCAGAUUUCAUGCCGAUGAUUAUGUUUCUUUUCUGAGGAGCAUCACACCAGAGACGCAACAGGAGCAGCUCAGGCAGCUGAAGAGGUUUAAUGUUGGUGAAGACUGUCCUGUAUUUGAUGGUCUCUACUCGUUCUGCCAGACUUAUGCUGGUGGUUCAGUUGGUGGGGCCGUGAAGCUGAAUCAUGGACAUUGUGAUAUAGCAGUGAAUUGGGCUGGUGGGUUGCAUCAUGCCAAGAAAUGCGAGGCUUCUGGUUUUUGCUAUGUGAAUGACAUCGUGCUGGCUAUCUUAGAACUUCUAAAAGUUCAUGAGCGUGUUCUGUAUGUAGACAUUGAUAUUCACCAUGGUGAUGGAGUUGAGGAAGCAUUUUACACUACAGACAGGGUGAUGACUGUUUCCUUUCAUAAAUUUGGAGAUUAUUUUCCUGGUACAGGCGAUGUACGAGACAUUGGAUAUGGGAAGGGAAAAUAUUACUCUUUGAAUGUUCCCUUGGAUGAUGGAAUUGAUGACGAAAGCUAUCAGUCUCUAUUUAAGCCAAUAAUGGGAAAGGUUAUGGAAAUUUUUAAACCUGGUGCUGUAGUAUUACAAUGUGGUGCAGACUCGCUGUCUGGAGAUCGGUUAGGAUGCUUUAAUCUCUCCAUUAAAGGCCAUGCCGAGUGUGUAAAGUUUAUGAGAUCAUUCAACGUGCCUCUACUGUUGUUAGGUGGUGGUGGUUACACUAUACGUAAUGUUGCUCGUUGCUGGUGUUAUGAGACAGGUGUAGCACUUGGUAUUGAACUUGAUGACAAGAUGCCACAACAUGAAUACUAUGAAUAUUUUGGCCCUGAUUAUACUCUGCAUGUUGCUCCAAGUAACAUGGAAAAUAAGAACUCCCGUCAUUUAUUGGAAGAGAUCAGAUCAAAGCUUCUUGAUAAUCUCUCAAGGCUUCAGCAUGCACCAAGUGUCCAGUUCCAGGAGCGGCCACCAGAUAGUGAACUACCACAGAUGGAAGAAGAUCAUGAUGGAGAGGAUGAGAGAUAUGAUCCUGACUCUGAUAUGGAUAUUGAUGAUGAACGAAAGCCUCUAUCAGGAAGAGUGAAGAGUGAAUUCCCUGAACCUGAACCAAAAGACAUGGAUGACGCCAAAGAGGAUGAGCCGAUUAGGGAAGUUGACCUGAAAUGCUCUGAACCCCUCGCCUAAAGCUAUUGCACUACCUCCAUACCAUAGUAAGUCAUUUUGGUGUAAAACAAUUGAAAUUCUAGAAAUGCUUCAUUGCGCAAAUCUAUAGACCACGUCGGCGAUUCAGACAUGCCUUUGCAUGAGGGAUCUGUAUAACUAGGAUUACUUGUAAAUUUAUGCAAGCAUAUCAAUCCACUCGGUGGUGGCAUAUCUUGAGCUGAUGAGGUGAGAUAGUAUUUAUGUUAUUACUCUGUCUCCUUGCUUAAAUUCAUUUUCUUAGUAAUGAAACAGACUAACUUUAGGCAUCUUCA
Messenger RNA from Salvia miltiorrhiza (redroot sage), 1902 nucleotides. RefSeq names its product histone deacetylase 19-like. The transcript has 7 exons. Lineage: Eukaryota; Viridiplantae; Streptophyta; Magnoliopsida; Lamiales; Lamiaceae. The coding region runs from base 218 to 1612 and encodes 464 amino acids. Gene Ontology annotation, molecular function: histone deacetylase activity. The record is from RefSeq and is a predicted model, not a curated record.